Messenger RNA from Propithecus coquereli (Coquerel's sifaka), 939 nucleotides. Its product is annotated as olfactory receptor 7G2-like. Gene Ontology annotation, molecular function: olfactory receptor activity; G protein-coupled receptor activity. Gene Ontology annotation, cellular component: membrane. Gene Ontology annotation, biological process: G protein-coupled receptor signaling pathway. NCBI's taxonomy places the organism in Eukaryota, Metazoa, Chordata, Mammalia, Primates, Indriidae. The transcript has a single exon. The record is from RefSeq and is a predicted model, not a curated record. Bases 1 to 939 code for a protein of 312 amino acids.
AUGGAACCCAGCAACGAAACAACUGUUUCAGAAUUCCUUCUGCUGGAGGUGACACAGGACGCAGAGCUGCAGCCCGUCCUCUUCAGCCUGUUCCUGUCCAUGUACCUGGUCACCGUCCUGGGAAACCUUCUCAUCCUCCUGGCUGUCAUCUCGGACUCCCACCUCCACACCCCCAUGUACCUCUUCCUCUCCAAUCUCUCCCUCACUGACAUCUGUUUAAGCACAGCCACCGUCCCAAAGAUGCUGGCAAACAUCCGAACACGGAGUCAGAGCAUCACGUAUGCGGGCUGCCUCACCCAGAUGUGCUUCGUUCUGAUUUCUGCUAGUUUGGAGAGCUUCCUUCUUGCAGUCAUGGCUUACGACCGCUACGUGGCCAUCUGUCACCCUCUGAGAUACGCGGUCGUCAUGAAUCCUCGUCUGUGCGGUCUGCUGGUUUCACUGUCCCUGUCCGUCUGCUCCGCGGAUGCCCUGCUCCACAGCCUGAUGGUGUUGAGGCUGUCCUUCUGCGCAGACGUUGAAAUCUCCCUCUUCUUCUGCGAAGUCGUUCAGGUGGUCAAGCUCGCGUGCUCCGAUACCCUCGUCAACACCCUCCUGAUCUAUUUUGCAACUUGCAUCUUAGGUGGCAUUCCUCUGUCUGGCAUCAUUUUUUCUUACACUCGAAUAGCCUCCUCUAUCUUGAAAAUGCCAUCGUCGGGCAGAAAGUAUAAAGCAUUUUCCACCUGUGGGUCUCACCUGUCGGUUGUUUCCUUGUUCUAUGGGACAGGUUUGGGGGUGUAUAUCAGUUCUGCAGUUUCUGACUCUUCAAGGAGGACUGCGGUGGCUUCAGUGAUGUACAUGGUGGUCACUCCCGUAUUGAACCCCUUCAUCUACAGCCUGAGGAACAGGGACAUGAAGGGCGCCCUGAGGAAACUCAUAGGUAGGAUACCUUCUCUUCUCUGA